Molecule: messenger RNA, 11109 nt
Organism: Pelmatolapia mariae (spotted tilapia)
Lineage: Eukaryota; Metazoa; Chordata; Actinopteri; Cichliformes; Cichlidae
Gene: ncanb
Product: neurocan b
Exons: 16
Coding region: 350-4426 (1358 amino acids)
Biological process (GO): glial cell differentiation; cell adhesion; central nervous system development
Cellular component (GO): perineuronal net; synapse
Molecular function (GO): hyaluronic acid binding; calcium ion binding
Source: RefSeq, a predicted model, not a curated record
CCUGCGGAGCACUCUUUUGUUCAGUAGCGCUCAGCUGCUGGAGAGGUGAGCACCACUCUGGCUGGCGCUCAUCCACUCAUCGCGGCUGCUGAUUCGACAAGUCCCCGAAAGACGCAAGGACACGUUUCUGCAUCCAGGCGCACUGCACACGAAACGACACAGACCCUGUCUCCCUGUCUGACAGAAAUUCCUCGGACUCGCGGGGCUUUUACGCGUCUCUUGGAUGGUUCAGCUUCCCUGACUGUGGCGCUACCACCUGCACUGUAUCACACAGACGCUCCUCUAAAGCUGCGGCAUCGCUCUACAUUCCUGUAGACGGGACCUGACUUGAUCUGAAAGGUGCAGCAGGAUGCAGGGCUUACUGCCUGUUUGUGGACUGCAGCUCCUGCUGGCCCUCCUUCUGCUUCAAACUGCGGUCUGGGGCUUAACCAGUGCAGAUACAGUGGUGAAUAUGCGGAAGGUUACCCAUCAGACCAUAAGUGAGGAGCUUUCUAAAACAGUUCUGCUCCCUUGCCUCUUCACCCUCCGCCCCAGUGCUGGUUCAUUCCAUGAGCCGCCCAGAAUCAAGUGGACUAAGGUUUGGGGCCAAAGAGGUUCUGAUGGCCUGCAAAAGGAACAGUCGGUCCUGGUGGCCAAAGACAAUGUGGUCAAGGUGAAGAAGGCCUUCCAGGGUCGUGUCACACUGCCUGGUUAUAAUAAGAACCGCUACAAUGCCAGUCUCGCUCUGACUGGGCUACGCUCUAGCGACUCUGGUCUAUAUCGGUGUGAGGUAGUGGUGGGCAUUAAUGAUGAGCAGGACACAGUUCCUCUGGAGGUCACAGGUGUGGUAUUCCACUACCGGGCCCCUCAUGACCGCUAUGCCCUGUCCUUUGCUGAUGCCAAGAGGGUGUGCAUGGAGAACUCAGCGGCCAUUGCAACACCUGGUCAGCUGCAGGCUACCUUUGCUGAUGGCUAUGACAACUGUGAUGCUGGCUGGCUUUCUGACCAGACUGUACGGUAUCCCAUCCAGUCACCACGGCCAGGUUGCUAUGGUGAUCGUGAGGACUCACCUGGAGUUCGUAACUACGGCAAUAGGUCCCCUGAUGAGCUGUUUGAUGUCUACUGUUUUGCUAAGCGUCUUCAAGGUGAGGUUUUUCACUCCACAUUGCCAGAGAAGCUGAGCCUUGCCACCGCCUCCACUCACUGCCAUUCCCUGGGAGCCCAGCUGGCUACUGUUGGGCAGCUCUUCCUCGCCUGGCAGGCUGGUCUUGACCAGUGUGAUCCUGGCUGGCUCGCUGAUGGCAGCGUUCGCUAUCCCAUCAACGUCCCGCGGAAGAACUGCGGCGGAGACGAGCCUGGGGUACGGACUGUCUACAACAACCCGAACCGGACUGGGUUUCCUGACACCGCAGCUCUGUUUGAUGCCUACUGCUACCGAGCCCACCAGCCAGCAGGGGUGCAGGCUGCGGAGCCACAGCCUUUGUAUCAGACACCUCACCCAGCAGCAGAGGCCAUGUCCUUAUUAUCUGAAGCCCAGGAUAGUGCCUCUAUUCCUAAGACUUCCACCUGGACUGGCCUUGUUGACUUAGAUGAAGUACGAGUCCCCUCCAUUGCUGGAAUCAACAACUCAUCUGAGAUCUCCGAAGAGCAUGUGAUCAUCCACUUAAGGCCUGAGGAGGGUUGGGAUGAAACUCAGGAUGGACCUGGAACGCCAGAACCCAGCCAGAAUGAGUCACACAGCUUAAAGAACAGCAAUACUUUGGGCGUUUCUGACUUUGAAACCUUCGAGAAGCAUGGAGGCUCUGCCCAUGAGGAAGAAGAUGGAAGCUACUUUGGAUCUGAGACCCCAACAUUAUCCUCAAUUUCUACUUCCACGCCCCAAGUUCAAACCAGUAAUAGUAUUCUGACUGAUUUUGUUAACACUCUUAUGAGGCCCUUUAGAUACUGGACUCAGAGUGAGGAAGGUGAUGAUACAGAGAAAACACCCAUGGUGCCAGACGAAAAGACAACAAAUAACCAAACACAGGGGGAAGCGCCCAGCAGGAACCCAAGUUUUCCAAAAUCCAGUGGGAAAAAGGGCAGCAUAGAUAAUGCCAUUAUGGAGCACAGAAGUGGCACUUUUUCUUUCAGGAGUCCGGCGACUGAGCUGCAGGACUCAGAAGAAGGUCUUUCCAGUGAAGAGAAAGAGGUGAUGCCAUUGAUUCAGUUAGUACCUGCAGUCCAAAGCACAGAGGCAAGUGGUACGAGCAGCCCUGCAGGAGAGAGAACAACGAGCCCCAUCGCUGACCACCCUCAAACUGCUGUUAAAGAAACCCCUGAAUCGGAUCCCACUGAGAGCUCACCACCCAGUGAACAUGUCAACUUCUCCAGUCUUCAGGGUCUCAGGCGACACCCUACCUUUGUUCCUGCUCCCAGCUCCCAGUUUCAGUGGGCCAUCAAAUCAAUGCGCAUUCCCAAACUAGGCCUUCCUAAAAAUGUGGGCUAUGUGGGUAAAAAACCCACCUGGGAGCCAAUGGAAGCUAAAGCAGGACCCAUUGAGAUGAUGACCCUGCCCACCUUCCUUCGACAGGACUACACAGAUAAUUAUUCAGGUGAAGGCAAGGAACAGGAUACAGAGAAUGUCAAUACUCCAACUGCCAGAAGCGCAUCAGGAGAAGAGAAAGAGAUAGAGGGUAGUGGAGAAGGGAGCAACGCGCAGGCUGGAUUUGGAAUGAAAGACAACAAUUUGGACAGCAGUGGCAUCAAAGUGAUUACUGAGUCGAAAUCUUCACUCAGCCAGAGUGAUUUUGCCACUGUGGCUGAGCGCACAACUCUGUCCCACUGGCAGCUGGUGGAACAGCCCACAACCCCACCUCAGGUCUCCCAGGAAACAGAGUCAGCAGAGGAGGCUAGGGGCGAGAUCUUCUACAUUCACAGGCCUACUGACAAGCUCUCAUCUACCUCCUCACACAGCGAGGAAGUUAGUUCAAACUCCGGAUUCACCCCAAUUUAUAGAAAAGACAGUAAAGUUACAAGCACUGAUGAGGUGAUGAUUACCACACAUGAGGCUUUGAUAGAGAUGCUGACAACUUCUGAAAUGACGACGGCAGAGCUUCUGGCCAGAGAUGCACAGACAGUGGAUCCUGCUACCACAGCAGCCACUAUAGAAAAUAGAUCUUAUACAGAGGAGCCAUCUAUUUCCAUUUCAUGGGCUCAGGAAGACAAGGAGAAAGCUACAAGUUUACCCAACGUGCAGGGCCUCUCAUCGACUCCUGCACCCGAGGGAGCAUCCACAACCACUUCUGGGGUCAUUCACUUGACUACUGCCGUAUCAGACAUCAAGGUUGCUGCUACAGAAAUGGAAUCCAGAUCUGCCGUUUCUGAGUCUUUUGUUGUGGGAAGCCAUUGGACGCCAUUCAAGGGCUUAAAGUCAGAGGAACAUAAAACCCCGCCAACAACAGAAGAUACUGGUACAAAGAAUCCUUUUGGCAUUCUUGUACCCAGCUGGGAAUUUGGGCUCAUCCCAUCAGUGGAGAGUAAUCCAUGCCAGACCAAUCCUUGCCUCCAUGGUGGAAGCUGCCUGCAGGAAGGGGAUGGUUACAGUUGCUACUGUCCUCAGGGGUUCUCUGGAGAGAGCUGUGAGAUCGACAUUGAUGACUGCCAGUCGAAUCCAUGUCAGAACGGAGGAACCUGCAUCGAUGAGAUCAACUCUUUUGUGUGUCUUUGUCUGCCCAGCUAUGGUGGCGCUACUUGCGAAAAAGACACCGAAGGCUGUGAGCACACAUGGAGGAAGUUUCAUGGCCACUGCUACAGAUAUUUCACACGCAGACACACCUGGGAGGACGCUGAGAAAGACUGCAGGGAGCACAAUGGCCACCUGGCCAGUAUCCACAGUGUGGCUGAGCAGAACUUCAUCAGAGGUCUAAGCCAUGACAACACCUGGAUUGGACUAAAUGAUCGGACAGUAGAAGAUGAUUUUCAGUGGACUGACAAGAUGGACCUGCAAUAUGAGAACUGGCGUGAAAACCAGCCAGACAACUUCUUUGCUGGAGGAGAAGACUGCGUGGUGAUGAUUGCUCAUGAGAAUGGCAAAUGGAAUGACGUGCCCUGCAACUACAAUCUGCCCUACGUCUGCAAGAAGGGAACAGUGCUUUGCGGGGCCCCUCCAACUGUGGAUAAUGCCUUCCUGAUUGGUCGGAAGCGUACCCACUAUGACAUCCACUCAGUAGUGCGUUACCAGUGCGCCGAUGGCUUCCUGCAGCGGCACGUGCCCACUGCUAAGUGUCGUGCUAACGGCAAGUGGGACCGACCUAAAAUCAUCUGCAUAAAAUCCCGGCGAGCUCACCGUUACCGGCGCCACCACCACAAGACCAGGAGAGAGCGCAGAAAGCACAAGAGGCACAGCCACAGAGAGGGAGGCCACCACGGCGGAGAGGGAGGCCAGGGUCACAACCACGCCCGCUUCUGAACCAAAAAAAAACCCAUCAUCCCCUCCCCUUUUCUCCUCUGCUGCCAGCUGCAGUUUGCCUGUCUCCCUGUCGUCCCCAUUUCCCCAAACAGUUCUUCACAAUAACAGCCCAAAACUCUCUGACCAAGCCACCUCCCUCCGGCCUCGUCCCGCACUGCAUUGUCCUGCCCUUCACUCUCCAAGUCAGCCUGUAUCAUAGUCAACUGCAAGGCCUGGCAAAGUGUUGCCAGGCCUCAUCAACAGGACAAUAAUAAAUCCCUUUGUACUCUUUUUACUUUCCUUUCUCGGUCCGACGUUCUGGUCAUACCCUUGCUGUCUUUUACCUACCUUCUUUCUUGACCCACUUACUCUCCCCUCGAGCUCAACGAUGACCUGAAACAUGGGGCUACGCUGACCUGUUUUUCAAAAAAAAAAAAAAAACCCUUUGAGAGCCACACUGAACAUUCUUCAGAGAGAAGUUCCUAAAUAGGGAUUACAUCAUUGAAUUUGCUGUAUCAAAAUCAGAGGAGUCAAGGAAGACAUUGUGUUGUUGACUUGAGCCUUUUGUCUGUUGAACACAUAGUUAUUUUUUACAAAUACUCAGUGUUUAUUUCUUGACUCUGCUGCUUUUGAUUCGCUCUUUGUAAGGCAUUGUACUUGACUUAAUGCGACGCUGAGUUGUUCCGAAACAGAUUUAAUUGAUUUUCUUUCAUUCAGAAGCAGUUGUAAUUGAAUUAUUUUAAUUGUUAGCGUUGUAUCUUCUUGUCAGUGUAAGACCAUUACUUUAGAUCAGAUGCUUAACCCCAGAGGAAAAUGGAAAUCACAUCCCUUCCCAUUGCAGUUUCAGCACAUCACAUCACACAUCAGUCACUUUUCAGAAGUGUUGAACAAUAUCAAACACCUCCUGCUGCGUCAUACAUCCACACCUGUCAUUGUAGAGGGGUAAUCUGAACGUUUGAUGUCAGUUUGUCUCAACUCAGUUCAACAGUCCCGCAUUUGCUUCGUCUUUUUUCACAAUUUGAGCUGCUGUGGGAAUGUGUGCUGUGAAUUAAUCAAGGUGAUGCAGCAGGGUGAAGAGCCUCUCACAUAUCUGCUUCGCCUUUAUUUUGAAGGUUUACUGCUGCUUUUACUACAUUGUGUAUUCAACAAGAGUAUGGGUACAUUCAUAUUGGGGUGUGUCAGGCCAAGGACUGCAUUAGCUAGGUGCAUAAGUAUUAUUCAGUCCCUCUCCAAGCAAUAUUGUUCUAUUAUUCAAUUUUGCUAACAAUUCAUUUUAUGUAGACUUGCAAAUGAUUAGCAAACAUGGCAGUGAGAUCACACUUUUAUAUAUCACAAAAACACGGUGCACAGAAGAUCAGAGUGGACUGAUUCAUUUCCCACCUCUGAAAACUGAUUCAUUUUCACCAUCAAUCUGUUUUUGACUAACAUUUAUUUAUUUAAAUCUUCUUCGUAAAUCUGCCAAUGUGCAUCCUGAUCAAGCUCAUCAGGACAACAGGUCAAGAAAAGUAAAACGCUGAUUUGGACUACACUUACAAAUAACCAGUUUUGCCAUUAAUACAUGGGUAGUUUAUAACACAUGAUUUAAAACCAUCCACUUUUUUAACUGUUUGUCCAGCUUAUGCUACAGUCACACUGGGGAAAACAGGGUCAACAAAAUUAUUGCGACAGUUUACAAUUAACUUGCAACCUCGUUGCCUUUGAAACGGUUGUUUCGAAGACUGAAAUCUGGCCCGUGACCAUUUGCACUCAGUUGCCAUCUUCAAAGCAACUUUCGUUUGACAAGACAGAGAUAAACUGGAAAUAAGCUUAUCCCAGGUGUUAUAUGGGUAGAGCCGGGGUACUCCAAGCACAUGUCCCAUCAAAGGGCUAACACAGAGACACAGACAACCACACCCUCUCCCAUCCACACCAGUUUGGAAAACCCUCAGAGGCACAGGGAGAACAUCCAAACUGCACGUAGACACCCCCGCUCACCAUGAGGUUCAAAUCAAGAGCCAUAUUGCAGUGAGACAACAGUGUAACCACUGUGCCACAACUUUUUCAUGGCAAGUCCAUUGGUAACAGUUCAGGAUUUGUUUGUCUCAAUUUUUAAACAUCCAGCCUUUGUAGGGCAUCAUUAGCAGUGAGUAGUUAAAAGUUACGUGUCAAGCAAAACAACAUGUCUGUCUGCCUGCUAGAUUUGUAUCAUUUCAUUAGUUUUUUUAUUUUUUUAAUUAUUAUUAUUUUACUGAAAACAGCCAGUUGCUGCUUGUGGAAAGAGUGCCGAUGAGACUGAACCAAAAAGUAAAGUUAGGGGCUACAAAGAUUCAAUCUCUCAGAUGCUCUGAAAAUAUUAGUGAUUUUUGUCUGUGUUUGUCACUGAAAUCAUCAUUUGAUCCGUUGUCAUAACACCGACAUUCAGAACAAGGUUUAAAAGAUUAAAGGACUGAAGAUGUAUAUUUUUGUAGUGUAGUCUUCAGCCUUAACCAGCCCUCUGAAGCAGGAAGAAUUGAGCAAGUAGUGGGAAACAAGCACGACAACAAGCUGAGAUUGUUGUGUCAUGAAUCAGAGCUUUGUGCAGGGUAUGAGGAUGAAUAUGAUGCAGAGGAGACAGAGACAACAAGCUCUUGCUCAUCUCGUGUCUGUGUAUGUGGAUGCCGCAUGUGUGCGUUAUGGCUGAAGACGCCGACAAUGGCUGAGGUCCCAGUGGAUGACGAUAUAAAGGAUCAGCAGAGAUUAAGGCUUGCCAUUUCUGGAGUCUCGCAGCUGUUCACACCUGAGCUCGCCCCUGUCGUGUCUCCUCUUUUAAAGAGGGGAUUGAGAUGGAUAGAACAAGCACUUUGCUCCCUUUUUCUUCCCCUUUACUGCCGGGUUAAAUUGCUGUUUUUUAAAGCCAGCACUUGGGGUUAGAGCUUCUGGGAUUACACCCCAGCACUUUUAUCCCUCGUUUCUCCAUCUCGUUAUACUUUUAUCAUCACCACCUAUACACUUUAGUACCUUUCAUCUUUGUCGGGAAGUGGACAAUAAGCACACCUAAAUUCAGUUUAACUUGUUUUUUUAGUGGAGAAAGCGUACACUCAGGGUUUUCAGCAGCCUCUCACGCAUCUUAUGAAAACACUAAACCAGGAUUGGGUUAUAUAAAGUCACUUGAGGUAAGAAAAUCUAUCCUGCGCACAUAAAUCCCCCCCCCCCCGCCUUUGUUUAUCUCCCCUCACCUUGGCAAUGACAACGCUCCUCCACAUGGAGAAGAAUAGUGAUCGUAGAUCCCUGUAUCAGUUUAAUUAAUCUGCUGCAUGCCUAAUUAACAAGUUGCAUUAUCUGCAAAACCACAGAGCAGCCAUGACAAGGGGAGGGUUUUGUUGACGGACAGCGAGUGGAAAGUAAAGAGUGACAGACAGGAAGCCCAAAGAACUGUCAUAGCUGUCAAACAGCUGUCACUCGACGAUGUCAGGCUGACACAAACUUCUUUUUUUCUGUCUUUCCUAUAAAAUAGACUGAUAAAAGAAAGCGGAUGAAUAAAAGGGCAGACCGAAGACCUAAUUCAAAUCAGAGUUGACACACUGGGACGGUUUAAUUACAGCUGCGUAAAGGUUGAGCUGUGUGACAGGACUAAAUUUUAAUGUGAUAAAGUGAUAAGGAAAUGAAUACAAGCUAGCUUCUAGUGGUUGAUAAGACUAGACGUUUGUGUUUAAGGAGAGUCUGACGUCUGUCAAUUUUUCAUUGCCUCUGCAGAGAUUUUUAGGCCUUCCAAACAAGAUGCAGAAAAUAUAUUUAAAUCUUCUAUCCCACAUGAGUUGAUAGGUUGAUAUGUGUGGAAUUUCUACUGAUAAUGUUCCAUUUUUUAUUUAAAAAAAGAGAGAAGUCAAAAGUAUAAUAGACAGCACAUAAAAGAUCCGUUUGAAUUUAACGGAGAGCUUCGCCCUCUGGACUGAGGGUAAUGAACAAUUUAGCUUUUGCACAUCCGCUGGGACUGAGCUGGUCUUUUAAAGGUGGUUAACCUUUCUCACCGGCAGAGAGGAGAAAAAAAAUCUUUCAAUGAAUUCAAACAGCCACACUUUUCCUCUUGAAAUUUCAAACAGUGUCAGUCUCUCUUUGCUUUUGACUCCUCCUUUUAAUCUCCUCCACUCACACUCCUCUCCUCUUCCCUCUUCGGGCUUUCUAGUCAGAGCCCCGAGGGCAGGCAAACAGAAAGCGACAAACUCUUAUAAUUGUGAGUGUUAAUUAUGAAGAUGAAUGAGUUAACAGCGGUCUCUGCCAGCUGUCUCUUGGCUCAGCACCACGCCUCGGGGGGGAAAGCAGCGGGCAAACCGCUGAAUGUCUUCGCAGCCAGAAGGCGUCUUCUCAGGCGUAGCCACCUAUCAUAAUUGUUACCCACUUACUGAGUUCCGCAUACAUGAGAUAAGAAUUGGAUUGAUGGGAGUGCAUUGGCAUCUUCUUGUGCUUGUAGCUGUGACUGUCUGAUUGCCCCCUGUCUGAAUGUUGACAGCGGGAGCGCAGCUCGGUUAAAUUUGUUGUACAUGUUUUUGACGAAGCACGUGCCUAGUUGGAAGAGUGUGACCGAGGCGGGUGCAGCAGCCUUCAUAAACACCAAUGUAAUUUCCAGUGUACGUGGAGGGAAAAAAAAUCUAAUAUCCAAGCAUGAAAUUGCAGAUAAUAAAACAACGUUACAAGAGAAAAGCUUUCUAGGAUGACGACUUGAAGGCAUAGUUCACCCCAUUAUCAAAUAUACAUGUUUUUCCACUAUCCUUCUCAGAUUGCAUAUGGUGAGACUUACCCAGUUCUGUCGUUAUCUGCAAUUGAGAGAUGGCUGCCUUCUCUCUCUAGAAUUAAAUGGAACUUGUAAUGACAAACUAUGCAUUUGAGGCAGCAAUGUAUUUUGUUUGCAGAAGUCACCACCUAUUAAUUACUUAAAAGAAACACAUCCUGUAUCAGUUUGUCUGCCAAACUAUACCUCUAAAUUAAAGGAAGCUGCAUUAGUAUUCAGCUGAAGGAUCAUUAAUGUUUACAUCCUGUCACAGUGUCAUGGGUACAACCUCUUGUCACAGAUAUAUGUGUGCUUCUUUUUGCACAGUGAUACUGCUGGCAAGGCUAUCUUGGUUAUAGAAAACAAAUUUCUGAGGAAAAGACAUUGAAGCUUAGUUUUUCAAGGUGCUUCAAGUGCUACAAAACCAACGCCAUCGUAGUUCUGUUAUAGUCGAGAAAACAAAAACAACUGUUUAAGAGUUUAACAUCUGUAAAAUUGGGCAACUCAUACCAAAAGAGUGUAAAUGGAAAGUAUCAGUCACUUUGCACAUACCUCGAGGAUUGAUCAGUUAAAUGCCUAAUAGUACUGUGAUGCCUGUUAAUGUUUUAAAAGAAUUUUCUGAGGAAUGAUCAGAGCUAUUAAUGCAGUAAUCAUAUUGCAGCGAUUUUCACUUAAAGCGCUUUGUGCAACAGGCUGCUUUCACCCAUUCAAACACACAUUUAUAAAGUGCUUAUUCCAUACAUAAAGCAUUCACACAUCUGCACUCACACACUAGCGAGACUACGGCUAGGACACCCUGACCUGCAGACUAGAGCAGCCAGAGGUCAAAGUCAAGUCUACUGCCUGUUUGCAAUGACAAAGAGCAUAUGUUUGUGGGGAUGAAGGAAACCAAGAACUCUUCUUUCCCGCAUGUAUUGUAACAUCUUUCUGUGACUCUGGACCUGAUGCAUUUGAACAGGACACUCAUCAGUCAUGACGGCCUGAUAAGAGCAUUAGAGGCUGUUGUCCUUCCUCAAUCACACGCAGACAGACUAUUGAUUUCGUGAUUAGGCUGUCUGUCCUGGGUUCUUAUUAAGUCCGUCGAUGGCAUCGGCGGUACAAUUGCAUUGACUGACUGCUGAGCGUUUUUUAAAUGACAGGAAAACAGACUGGUGUAGCUUAUAGCACUCCUAUGUGUCCAUAAGACACUCCAGGUAGUAUCCUGUCCCAUAUGCAUACUACUACUCUCAUAACUCAAUCUCAUAACCAUCUCAUGAGGAUUUUUUUUUUAAACUUUCGCCUCCCUCCUGAGGACUGCUGCAUCACUUAGCUAACAUAGUGGAAACCACACUGCUGGUAUUUGUAUAACAUCGCAGCUCUGUCUGAUGCUGAGUUGAGACAAUUUAUCACUGUAAAGAAAAUGGUUGGGAUGGAUGGAUGAAUGGAGAUAUGUUACAGUGGGAUUAUGACAAAUGUGAGUGACAAACGCAAAGCAGGAAGCAGUGAAAAUGCUCCCUUUUCUCCUCUGUGAUAUAAAUACUCAAAGUUUUUUGUUAGAACAAUCCAUUUAAACUCUGGGUGUGUUUGUUGCUUAGCCUCUCUGGGCCAUAUUCACACAGCCUCUGUGGAUGAAAAACCCAUCGCCUGCUUUCUGUUCCUCUCGUCGGCUCACACGCUGCUGGUUUAUACCGCUGCAACAGAAAAACAAGAGGCGCUCGGUCAACAGGAGAGAUGGAAGCGAAGUAAUAGUUUGCCAAACUGACAAACAUCACUUCUUUGGCUCCGUUCCCUGCAACACUUCAGUCUGUGUGUGUUCGUGUCGACUGUGAGCACAGACACAAUAUCGCUGACGCUGGACUCAUCUACAGCUGUGUGAAUGUGGUCCACAAGUAUUUAUCCAUAUUUAUUGAUGUAUGUUCUUAUGAAUUCCAGUCCUGUCCCUGUAUUAUAUUCUUUACAAGACAAAUGAUCAUUAAAGGAAACCCUUGUUUGGAUCCGUUAA